AUGCAGAUGUGGGCGGUUUCUCAGCUUCCGGUGUACGCGGUCGACAAGAGCUCGGGGUCGCGGCAGAAGGCGGACAAGCAGUUGAAGGAUGAGAGGACAGAAUCAGCGCCGCCGCCACCACCUGUCGUGCUACCAGUCCCGGCUUCCGCUGAUGUAACGCCUUGGGAUCAUGUCGACGUUCCCAUGGACCAGAGUCUGGAGAACUUUCUCGGACCUGCCAUCGAUGCGCCACCAUCACCGGAGAGUAUUCGCAGACAGAUGCAGCGAGCGUCGGUUCGAGACAAGCACCAAAGCCACUCCUCCGGCUCGUCUUCGUUGCGGUCUCUUACUUCGGCGGAUAGACCUUCGUGGGAGAAUGUUCUCGAGGCUAGGACGUUGUCGCGGAAAUCAUCAGGCCGGUCAACAUCGAGCAGCAUGCCGUCGAAGGAUCGCCCCGAGAGCGUGCAGUUCUUUAGCAAAUCGCUUUUCAACCGGAGAGGAAGACUAAGACGCGAAAGCAGCGCCCAGAGCUCGGCAGCAAACUCGGUGUAUUCGGGAGAGGGUGGUUCAGAAUCUUUGCUCUUGCCUCCUCCUCCGACAUCGAUGCCUAGUCGGGACUCGAGCAUUCCAUCCUUGUUCGGGCUGCGUCGUGGUUCAAGAGCGGAUACCAACGAUGCCUCCCGCAAGAUCCAGAUCUCCGGCCCCUAUAACUUCCAACACGUAACGCAUACUCAGAAGGACCACCUGCCCGACCUGCAGCGGACAAAUCGACAAGCGUUGGCCUCCGAGUUUUCCCAAGUUCGUGCCUCGCAAGCGCCUCCCACUGGUGCGCUGAAGGGAAUCAGGGCGGAUGAUUUGCAUUUCAAUGACUUCUCAUCCGACUCACUUCCUCUCGGUGACGAUGAUGGGAUGGGGGUUUUGACCGAAGAGUUGGCAAGGAGCACAUUGACCCGACCUCCAUCGGGUAUCAUGAAGCGUUCUCCACGUCGCCUCCUCAAGCGCUCGCAAUCGCAAGACCACCUAGGCAUGAUUCCACCGCCACGUCCCCCAAGGUCUCCCAUUGAGAGCAAUACACCAUAUCCCCCUCUUCCACCCCCUCGCGUUUCCAGCCGCAUGUCUUCUCGGCACGAGCGGCUCGACUCCAUGGACAGGCCAAACACCAGCUUCCGUUACCCCCAGCCGUUCUCACAGAUCGCGGAGGCUGGGAGCCCGCCACCAACCUCGUCUGGCUAUGUUCCUGGGCCAGACAUGGGCGUCAUUCCCGAGCACAUCUCUGCGCACAUCAGAAGCCCUUCUGGUGACGCCAACUGGCCGCUGCCCUCCCCGAGCGCCAAUGCAUCAGAGUUCACCUUGCCGGAUGUGCCAGAGGAGGAAGAGGGUGCGUUUGUGGCCAAGAAGUCGCGGGCUAGCGUUGCCAGCAACUCGUCGCUGCGUGGAAGCCAAUCGGUGCCGAUGCUUAGGGCGUUCUCCAUUCGGAACAACGAUGACGCUGACCGUCGAGAAAGCCAAGCGUCGGAGACGUUGGGCCGGUUCGAUCUGAUUGCCGCGCAACGUGCUCUCGAGGCUGUCUUGAACGAGGGCACCGACGGCAUCUACAGAGACAACUGGGAGGAUGAUAUCGACUAUUGCUACGAGCAUGCGGCCGAGGCAGACUGUGAUUAUGAGUGGCAGCGGCCGUCCUUCGAGCUCAGCCGAGAUAGUGCCACGCCCGUAGAUGACAAUGACCGCCGUAUCGACUCUUGCGAUGUCUCCCCCACCAUGCUUUCAGUGGCGCGGUUCAAUGUGCCCGCUUUGAGUCCCGUCAGCCCUCUGUCUCCCACUGCUCACGAGGCCGUCACACCGGUCACGGGCCCCAACCCCAGCGCUUCCAACUUUUCGCUUCCCCUGGCCGAGCCAAAGCGUCUGCUUCAUGUUAGAAAGCCAUCGGAUGCGUCAAGCUUCAAAGAGUGCCAUGGUUUCACUCUGUCUCCGUCACUCUUGAUUCCCAUGGAUUUCCAGCAGCAAAUGCUGGCUUGUGAAGCUGAGGAGGACGAGCACCACGAUGUUGCCCUGCGCGACUCGCACCGCUAUCGGACGAGUGCCUCCACGACAGGCACCUACGAGAGCGCCCACUCGGGCUUUGGGAAGCACAUCUCUGCCGCUUCCACCAUGACCGACUUCACGCAGUUGACCCCCAGCACGACCUCAUUGGACUUGGACAACUAUCCACUGAAGCCAGAGGCAUUCCCUACGCUUGAGUCAGGUGCCAUGCCGACUCUUCCCGAGUCCGAGGAGGUGACCAGGCCCACCGGUCGCCGUCGGGAGUUCAGGAGCCGCGGCAGCGAGUCGAACCUCUUGCAUCUGGCCACCGAGGAGACGUGGCCAGCGAAGACCAAGAGCUUCGUGCAAGCCAAGCGUGGACGCGCAAGGACAGCCAGUCUCAGCACCCCCCCUCCUCCUAACCAAUAUACGCUCUUCCCGUCUGUUCAAUUGACGGGGAACCGCAUCUAA
Molecule: messenger RNA, 2469 nt
Organism: Podospora pseudocomata
Lineage: Eukaryota; Fungi; Ascomycota; Sordariomycetes; Sordariales; Podosporaceae
Exons: 1
Coding region: 1-2469 (822 amino acids)
Source: RefSeq, a predicted model, not a curated record